UGUUCCUCAUCCUCUCACUAAAUUCACGAAGUUACCGACUCCUGCGACUCCUAUCUACUCAUAAAAUCGUAACAUGUUGUAGACUUAAAACACGUCAUAAGCUUUUUUUCUCGUGAUCAUCCGUUUUCUCGUGAUUUUUCAUGUAAGUCCUACCAGGGAACUGAAACGGUAAUUCUAUCAACAGCCAACGAAAUGUUUGUUACAAAUCAUUUUUUCUACGAUGAUUUUGGUUGCUUGUGUUCUUUAAAUUUCGGAUGCUUGCUGGCUUUUGGUGAAAGAACAAAAAAAGAUUUUUGACCAACAACCUAAAUGCACACGUGAAGGAAUAAUUGAUCAUGGCUUGAUCCACUACCAAGAGCUGGGAUGUAUCCUCUAUUUAAUCAACGAAAAUGGGGGGAUCCUGUGAGAGUCAAGGCCUCAUUCAGCUCACACUCAAAAAGGGUGGACGGACAUGUUGUUCCUGAAUAUCGACGAUUCAGUCUGGAUCCGCAAUUGACUAAUUUCGAAACACUUCACAGCUUAAUUUCCAGAGCGUUUGACAUCAAAUCUGAUUUUCUAAUUCAAUAUCGCUUCGAGGAUCCCAGUGGGCAAGAGAUAUUCCUUCAGUUGCUCUCGGACUGGGACUUGGAAGCCGCGUUCGAAAGGGCUGCCGACCCCUGUUUAUGUCUGAGAAUUGACCCCAUACCUUUGGAACAUGUUGAAGAAUGGGAUCUUGUUAACAUUCCAUUGACGGAUUGUAAAGUCGUUCAACCCAAAGAAGUCCGCAGUGAUCCUUCGAUACAAACAAAGAUUAUGACCAAAGUAGGGAAAACGAUUAAUCUUAUGCAGCAAGCUUUAAAUCUAAAUGGUAGCUCGGGUGAAUUUGCUGUCGGUGCAACAACUUCCCCUCUGACUGAUGCCGAAUUUACUGAUUUCCGUGACGGAGUGGGAACUUUGGUCAAGGCUGAUGAGUGCAAACAACGAAUUUUCCAAGGCGGUCUUGAACCUAGUCUCAGGCGCGUGGUAUGGAAACACCUUUUAAAUGUCUACCCCGACGGGCUUAACGGGAGUGAAAGGAUGAAGUACAUGUGCAGAAAGUCUGAAGAAUACCAGCGGCUGAAAAGUGAAUGGAUGAUCUACUACAAGAAUAAAAAGAUGACGGAGGAGCUGCAACACAUAACUUCAAUGGUUAGAAAAGAUGUCCUUAGAACUGAUCGACAACACCCGUUUUAUAGUGGAGGAGACGAUAACCCAAAUGUCGAAAAACUCUUUAACAUUUUGACCACCUAUGCUAUCAUGCAUCCAACAACCGGCUACUGCCAAGGAAUGAGUGACAUGGCCAGUCCCAUUCUCUUUGUCAUGGAUAACGAGGCACAUUCGUACAUUGCAUUUACCGCCUUGAUGGAACGACUCAAAGAGAAUUUUUCCAUCACCGGGACCACUAUGACUUUAAAAUUCGACCACUUGUGCUGUGCAAUCGCCUAUCAUGACCCAGUUUUCUUCGCCUACCUUCAGCGACAUAAUGCUAUCGAUUUGUUGUUUUGCUACCGCUGGUUGUUGCUCGAGAUGAAACGGGAAUUCGCUUUUGACGAAGCUCUGCGCAUGUUGGAGGUGACUUGGAGCUCCUUACCAAAAUCCCCUCGUCAAGACGAAUUAGCUCUUUUUGAGCGCAUUCCCGAUCUUGCGCCGACGGCCUCGGCUCCGAUUCCUCUUCCCACUAGGAUAAAAGAGUCUCCUUACACAAAAGUCUGCAGCCUUCGUCGUCAAAGCUCAUCCCCAGCUUCUUCUUUUUCGUUUAACUCCAGUGAUGGUCUAGCCGGCCUGCAUUCCACUUUGAAGAAUAGUCGUGAUAGUCAGUAUUUAUGUUCGCCCAGCUGGGACCGGGCCAAAAUGGAACCGGAAUUGGACGAUGUCUUUGCUCCCUAUGGUAAAAUGAGUCCCAAUCAUUUAGAAUCUCCUGCCGCCGAUCCUUUCAAACCCAAAGAGUUUACCGAAUCUCCCCGUGAUCCUGCUCAAGCGAAUGGCGAGUCUGUCAAAGAAGAAGUGCAGCAUAGUCCAUUGGCCGCUUCCAGUGUCGAGCAUUUAUCUAGUGCCCUUUCGUCGUUAAUGAAUUCAAAGGAUCCUGAAGCACAGUCGAGUGUGUCCCCUUCUUGCCCGCUCGAGGACAGUUCCCUGCAGGAUUUCGAAGUCAUUGGUUCUUGUGAAGAAGCCACAGAGGCUGCUGCUGCCAUUGCCGCUGCUGUUGGCACAUCCAGCCAGCCCACGACCCAUCUCAACUACGUGAGAAGUGGUGUCAGACCAAGUCUUCCUUCGCCAGACGUGCUGGGAUGUGGCAAUCCCUUUCUUAUAUUCCUCUGCCUCACCGUGCUGCUUCAACACCGCGAUUCCAUCAUCAACCGAUCCUUGGACAGCAACGAAAUGGCCAUGCAUUUCGACCGGCUGGUUCGCAAACACAACCUGGAGCGCGUCCUCAGCCAGGCCCGCACCCUCUACUACCGAUAUCUUGGCCAUUUCAACCCGCAGAGCAGCUGACCAGUUUCUACCAACUUCAAAAUCCGCAUGGCGGUGGAGAUGCUGCAUCUCCUCCAGUUUCAACAAAAAUCAGUGACUCGAUCCUUAAAAUCAGACUAGCAUUCCGUGUGUCCUUUAAAUCGCUGUUUAUAUUCUUCCAUUUAGAUUUUUUAAAAUUAGCUAUGUUUCAUGUGAAUUCAAUUUUUUUGUCGUCCUCGUAUCCAUUGAAAAUAUGUCGCAAAAAAAAACAAGCUGUCAGUAUUACUAGUCAGUGGCCUCAUUUUCAUGUUUGGUAUGUAAUUAUUUUCUCUCCUCUCUCUCUACUCGUGUCGCAACUUAUUUAAUAAUGUUCAAUUGAGCUAUAGCACCAUUUCAAAACAGACCUGAGUAUAAAUCGUAAUUCCGUCGCAAGUCUAAGAUAUUAACCCGAGGAAGUCCGACUCAAGUGGGACGCAUUUGUUUCGUAACCGAAUAGCUCUGUUAUUUCCCCUGAGUGUCUUGGCGAUCUAAUUCAGCGUUAUUUAUUUUAACAAAAAUGCAUAAUAAAUGGUAUCAGACAUA
Daphnia pulex (common water flea) is the source of this 3051-nucleotide messenger RNA. RefSeq names its product TBC1 domain family member 25-like. The coding region runs from base 364 to 2511 and encodes 715 amino acids. The record is from RefSeq and is a predicted model, not a curated record. Gene Ontology annotation, cellular component: autophagosome. Gene Ontology annotation, molecular function: GTPase activator activity. The transcript has 12 exons. Lineage: Eukaryota; Metazoa; Arthropoda; Branchiopoda; Diplostraca; Daphniidae. Gene Ontology annotation, biological process: activation of GTPase activity; regulation of autophagosome maturation.